AUACAAUUGAAAUGGAACCAAGUGCUACUAUGACAAGAGCGCUUUGAAAAGAGUGCUGUCUUGGAACGUAAUAAUUGUACCAUGGUCCGCCAUCUGAGGACAUUCCGAAAAGUGUGGGAACAACGAUGACUCGCGAACAGUGGCACAAUCAGUUGGACUACAUCAUCUCUCUACUUGGAUACAGUGUUGGAGCGGGCUCGUUAAUCAAGUUUCCUUUCUACUGCAUGCGCAAUGGCGGAGGGGCGUUUCUGAUUGUCUAUAUUAUCUUCACGCUCGUUGGAGCCAUUCCCAUCGUGUUCUUGGAGAUGACCAUUGGACAGUACAGUCAGAGCGGAGCAAUCAACGUCUGGAACAUGUGUCCUCUUUUUAAAGGUAUAGGCGUCGGGUGUGCAAUUGUCGGAUGGUUUUUCUGCAGUUACUACAACAUCGGUUUUGUAUGGUUUAUGUAUUACUUCUACAACUCGUUUUUCGACAAAUUACCCUGGGACAACUGUGAUAAUGCAUGGAACACUCCCACCUGCAUUUCAAACCGAAUUCAUUUCACGAAUGGAACAGGUGCGCAUUCGAACAUUACUGACCAGGUCAAUGCAUCAGGGAUGACAGCCGCCGAGGAAUUCUGGAAAAUCAAUGUUCUUGGAGUGACGGAUGGUCUUGAAAAUCUGGGAAGCAUAAGAUGGCAUCUAGCUGGAUGUUUGGCCGUCACCUAUGUCAUUCUAUUCUUGUGGAUAUUCCAGGGAAUAAAGGUGUCAGGAAAGCGUGAUACCUUAAAGAAAAUGCUGAAAGAGGCAAAUCAUACACAUCCAUCAUCUAAUGAAGAAGAACGAUCGCUCACUAAAGGCAAGAUUUCAUAAUAUUUGUUCGUGUCCUGCGUCAAUAUGUCCUAUGUUUCAACACGGUUUGUUUCUCAUGCAAGGGGGAGGGAUAAUAUUUCUAUAACACCUGCGAAUUCUUUCACUGAGAUUUAAUUUUUCAGCUUGU
Messenger RNA from Haliotis rubra (blacklip abalone), 978 nucleotides. RefSeq names its product sodium- and chloride-dependent creatine transporter 1-like. Gene Ontology annotation, biological process: sodium ion transmembrane transport. The transcript has 6 exons. The record is from RefSeq and is a predicted model, not a curated record. Gene Ontology annotation, cellular component: membrane. Bases 126 to 851 code for a protein of 241 amino acids. NCBI's taxonomy places the organism in Eukaryota, Metazoa, Mollusca, Gastropoda, Lepetellida, Haliotidae.